AAGAGGUUGUAAGUUGUUCUUUCAUUUCCGCGGGCCGCUACCAUCAAUCUCUCGCACGGAGAGAAAGAGAGUUUUUCUGGUAAAUUGGUAGCCGAAAGAGCAAGGAUGACAGCAGAGACCGCGAACGGGAGUUCUGAGACUCUCGCACACUCGAAUGGAGUCCCUAAUGGAGAUUUGCAACAUAAGAACAACAACAAGAAAUUGAAGGAGAGCGAGCGGCGUCGGCGGAGACGAAAGCAGAAGAAAAACAAGCCAUCCCAAGCGUCUUCUGAUGUCCUGGCCAACGAUAGCGAAGGCGCCGAAGAUGAAGCCAAAGAGAACGCCGAUCCACAGCAGGCUGUCGAACAAGUGGAGGUAGAGUACGUUCCGGAGAAGGCUGAGUUAGAGGACGAUUUACUUGAAGAUUUUAAAAAGGUUUUCGAGAAGUUUAGCUUCGGCGAUGCUGCUGCUACCACGGAGGAAAGCGAUAAAAAAGACGAAGCAGCUGCGAAUGCAGCCUCUAACAAGAAAACGGAUUCAGAUUCAGAGGAGGAAGAGCAGGACAAGCAGAAGGAGAAAGGGAUGUCAAAUAAAAAGAAAAAGCUCCAACGCCGAAUGAAGAUUGCUGAAUUGAAACAAAUAUGCUCAAGGCCUGAUGUUGUUGAGGUAUGGGAUGCAACAGCUGCAGAUCCAAAGUUGCUUGUGUAUUUGAAAUCAUACCGGAAUACUGUUCCUGUGCCAAGGCAUUGGUGCCAAAAGAGAAAAUUCUUACAGGGAAAGCGUGGUAUUGAAAAGCAGCCUUUCCAACUUCCUGACUUCAUUGCUGCAACAGGAAUUGAAAAAAUAAGACAAGCUUAUAUUGAAAAAGAGGACAGUAAGAAGUUAAAGCAGAAACAACGUGAACGCAUGCAACCAAAGAUGGGGAAGAUGGACAUUGACUAUCAGGUUCUCCAUGAUGCAUUUUUUAAAUAUCAGACAAAACCAAAGCUGACAACACAUGGUGAUCUUUAUCAUGAAGGGAAAGAAUUUGAGGUGAAACUGAGGGAGAUGAAGCCAGGUAUGCUCUCACAGGAACUAAAAGAGGCUCUUGGUAUGCCUGAAGGUGCUCCUCCUCCAUGGCUUAUCAACAUGCAGAGAUAUGGUCCUCCGCCAUCUUAUCCACAUCUGAAAAUUCCUGGUCUGAAUGCCCCCAUUCCUCUUGGAGCUAGCUUUGGUUAUCAUCCUGGAGGUUGGGGUAAACCUCCUGUUGAUGAAUAUGGACGCCCUCUGUAUGGAGAUGUUUUCGGGGUCCAACAGCAAGAAGAGCCUAACUAUGAGGAAGAACCCGUUGAUCGGACCAAGCACUGGGGAGACUUGGAGGAAGAAGAGGAAGAAGAAGAAGAAGAAGAGGAAGAAGAAAUAGAGGAAGAUGAAUUGGAGGCUGGCAUCCAAUCUGUAGAUAGUCUCUCAAGCACUCCCACUGGGGUGGAGACACCUGAUGUCAUUGACCUACGAAAGCAACAGAGAAAAGAGCCUGAGAAGCCUCUAUACCAGGUACUUGAAGAAAAAGAAGAAAGGAUUGCUGCAGGGACCUUGCUUGGAACGACACACACGUAUGUUAUUGGCACUGGAACCCAGGACAAAACAACUGCAAAGAGGGUUGAUCUGCUACGGGGUCAAAAAUCAGAUAAAGUGGAUGUCACUCUACAACCAGAAGAGUUGGAAGUUAUGGACAACGUCCUGGCUGCAAAGUAUGAAGAAGCACGGGAGGAGGAGAAGUUACGUAGCCAGCGGGAGGAUUUCAGCGACAUGGUUGCAGAGAAUGAGAAGAAGAGGAAGCGGAAGAUGCAGGAAAAGGAAGGAAAGUCAAAGAAGAAGGAUUUCAAGUUUUAGUGCGUCUGAAAUUUAUUCAUAUUAUCAGGUUCAGCUAUCCCUACUCUUCAUUGUUGGGGAGUGCAUCUAAUCAGUGACUUAAUUCAAACUAACCUCAUGUACUCUCCUAUGAGUUAAAGGAGUUAUUGAAGUGGUGGUCUUUUUACUGUUUCCUUGUAAUUUGUCUUCGUUUUCUACAAUAUUUGUAAUGCCUUGAAUAUUUGAAGUUUAAUGCAAAGGAAGCAUCUAAGAUCUAGCAAUUAUUAACA
Messenger RNA from Nelumbo nucifera (sacred lotus), 2099 nucleotides. RefSeq lists its product as uncharacterized. NCBI's taxonomy places the organism in Eukaryota, Viridiplantae, Streptophyta, Magnoliopsida, Proteales, Nelumbonaceae. The record is from RefSeq and is a predicted model, not a curated record. Gene Ontology annotation, cellular component: nucleus.